Scylla paramamosain (green mud crab) is the source of this 3228-nucleotide messenger RNA. RefSeq names its product calcitonin gene-related peptide type 1 receptor-like. The record is from RefSeq and is a predicted model, not a curated record. Lineage: Eukaryota; Metazoa; Arthropoda; Malacostraca; Decapoda; Portunidae. Gene Ontology annotation, cellular component: plasma membrane. Gene Ontology annotation, biological process: cell surface receptor signaling pathway; adenylate cyclase-modulating G protein-coupled receptor signaling pathway. Gene Ontology annotation, molecular function: G protein-coupled peptide receptor activity.
GAGAGAGAGAGAGAGAGAGAAAACUUCAGUUUUCGUGCUCAACUCUUUGCGUUUGUGUGUGUGUGUGUGUGUGUGUGUGUGUGUGUGUGUGUGUCCAUUUUGCAGUGUUAAAUUUAGACGUAAUCCUAUAAUUUAUCCCUCUAGUACUCUCUCUCUCUCUCUCUCUCUCUCUCUCUCUCUCUCUCUCUCUCUCUCUCUCUCUCUCUCUCUCUCUCUCUCUCUCUCUCUCUCUCUCCAUCACACUCACAAUGAGAAAUCGUCGUGUGCUACUCAUGCUGGUAACUCUCCUCUGGCUUUCCCGCGCCACCAUAUCGACGAGCUGGGAACGGGGCCUUAUACUGAAAGACGCGGGGCCAGUUUCGUCUCUAUCUAUGCCCUGCACCCCCACACCCUGUAGAAUUCAUGUCCCCAAUUGGAUGAAGGAAAAAGAGGUGCUGGUGGACGAUGAAGAAGAGGACGAGUUUGAGGAAGAGGAAUUGAACGAGACAUGGAAGGAAUUCGCCCCUUGGAAGACUUUUAAAGAAGAUUUUCAGCUUGAAGGAAAAGAAGGAAAGGCAAAGGGGGGAAAGGAGGAGGAAGUGAAGAAAAAGGAGGAAGGGGAGGAAGGGAAAGAGAUGGUGGAGGUCAUGAAAAAUAAAGUCAAGAGGACUGGAAAGGACGACAUUGAAUUGAAGCAUUAUAAGACAAAAAUAAAGAAAAAGAAGGCAUUUCAAGAAGGGAAAGAAAAAGAGGAAGAGGAAGAAGAAGAAGAAGAUAACGUCGAGCUAAUUUUCCACCAUUAUGAAGACUAUUUGCAGGAUUUUGCUGCAGAAGAGGAGGAGGAGGAAAAGGAGGUGGAGAGGGUAGGAGAAGAGAGCACCGGCCCCAGCUCUUCCCUCUCCCCUGCACACUUCCUUCCUAAGUUCCUUCCCCUAAUUUUAAGUGAAAAAGAUUUAAAGAAAACCGGAUCACCUCUCUGUAGAAGCAAGGAAAGAUACCUUCCACCUGAUUUAUUCCGCCUGGACACCUGCGCUCUCUGCUAUCACCACUUAGUCAACAAAGACGUCUUCGCGAGCAAGUGGCGGAUACAAAAGGUUGCGAGAAAAGCGGCUCUGUGGAGAAAGGAUAAUGGAAGCAUGGAAGGAGGAGGAGGACCGCCGGAGGGAAAAGAAAGACGGGCUGAAGAGUUUUUCACCUUCCUCCUCCAUGUUUUGGUCAAUCCUCAUAAUGAAAAUGUGACUUUGGAGGCGCAGGUAUCCUCGAGUGCCUUGCUGGAGUCCUUCAGGGGCGAGGAGGGGCGAGCCAAGUGGAAGAAAUGCUGUAAGGAAGCUGUGUCGUGUUGUACGUGGAUGCUGUCCGCGCCAUGGCCUACAGGUUUCUGCCCUAACACCUGGGAUACGUGGCAGUGCUGGCCCGCCUCCUCCCCUGGCACUGUAGCUCGGCGCCCCUGCCCUUCCUAUGUUUACUUCGAUAAGAAGCCUGCGUGUACUAAAAAGGCCACCAAAAGCUGUGAGGUGGACGGGAAGUGGAUGCGUCGCUUGCUGCCCGGUGGAGAGGCGGGGCCAGAGUGGAGUAACUACACCACUUGUAGCGUACAUGAAAGCAUACACAGACGUCUGCAUGUGCACAUCGGGGCAUACACUUUGUCUGUCUUCGCGCUGCUGCCGGCCCUGUGUAUAUUUUUCUGUUACAAGCAGCUGCGCGUUCCCCGGAUCACCUUACAUAAACAUCUGUUCCUAAGCCUACUGCUCAAUGCCGCAGGAGUGAUAGCACAGAGGCUGCUGCAGCUACACUAUAGCCAGUGGAUAGAGAAGAGUCCCCUGUGGUGCGUGGCCCUCACUUUGAUCAACAGGUAUACGAGUCUCACUUGCUACAUGUGGUAUUUCUGCGAGGGUCUGUAUCUUCACACCCUGCUUGUGUCCGCCUUCACGGAGCAGCGCAGCCUCCUCAUGUUCUACCUCACUGGCUGGGGCCUCCCAGCGGUGGUGAUGGUGGUUUACGGGGGUCUGCGCUCCCUUCUACAGCUGGGGGACGAAAGGUGCUGGAUGUUACCUGCAGAAGGGGGGUUAGAUUGGCUAAUUAACCUGCCCCCCUGCUGCUGGCUAUUUUGGCCAAUUGUCUUCUUGUUCAACAUCAUACGCAUUCUGGUGAGCAAAGUAAGAGCAGGGAGAGGAAGCGAGCCCAGCCAGUAUAGGAAGGCGGUGCGCGCUACCCUGAUGGUGGUGCCUUUAUUUGGCCUGCAGUACGUGGUGACUUUGUACAGGCUGCAGGAACUGGGUUGUGACUGGCCCCAUGUUUACCAGCUGGCCAAUAACAUCAUAGAAGGCUCGACGGGGUGGCUAGUGGCUGUCAUCUUCUGCUAUACCAACGGGGAGGUAGGCGCCUUGUUGGGUCGGUCGUGGGGGCGUUACAGGGAGCGCCGCGCCUCCCUCCCCUCAGCCAGACAAGCGCCUCGCAGCCGUAGUUUUUCAACGGCGCAAACGUCCCUUCUGGAGCCUCCGCCCUACUCCCGCCAUCCAGGGGGCGCUUCGGGUUCUGCGGGACGAAUUGUCUUCACUAGAGGAGCAUCAAGAGGAGAGCGGGUGUCGAUAUCUCUGAAUGCCCCCCUACCAGGCAGGCCCCCCACCCCUCCACUACUCACUGAAGCUCCCUCCAGUGCUGAGAGGGAUGAGGGGGUGGUGCUUCCCCUUCUCCCUCCUGCUCUCUGAAAUGUGGAUGAAAGGACUUGGGAUGAUGCUUCGUAUAUGUGAAAUCUUCCGUGUGUGUGUGUGUGUGUGUGUGUGUGUGUGUGUGUGUGUGUGUGUGUGUGUGUGUGUGUGUGUGUGUGUGUGUGUGUGUGUGUGUGUGUGUGUGUGUGUGUGUGUGUGUAUGGAGUUGUGAGUAAUCGUGGUCAGAGGUCACGUAAUCUAUUGCACUCACUAUCACUGUGCUUCAUAGUGUCUCUCCAUCCCAAGUCUUCUGAUCUGCUGAGUCUUGCUUAAAAAUAAAUAAAUAAAAUAAAUAAAUAAAAAGUAAUAAAACCUGACAGUUGACACAUUCCUAACAGGUCAGAGAUAUGGGGACUGAAGAAAAUGCUCAACAUAAUGGAAGUGAAUGCUAUCUGUUACUUGACUGUUGACAGUGAAUGUACGUAUUGAUGUGGUUUUCUUGUUUACACACGUAUGUACGCAUAUUUUCAUGUGCACCUUUCUUGGAUGUGUGCGUAGGUAUUAGCAUUUGAAAGGAAAGAAAAUAAAUAAGUGAAAAUUA